AUGGACCAAAUAGCUCAAAGAAACGAAACAGAUUACCAUCGUUCACAGUCAAAUUUUGCUAAUGGGUUUUCGCCUCCUAAUCGCUCGCUAGCCAACGCAAAUGGUGGGUAUAGAGCCUCCAUGUCGAAUUUGACUACUUCAAGGCCAAGCGGGACAGAAGAAUGGAAGAAAUCGAGUUCUGAUAGGAUCACUGCCACUAAAAUUGAAAGUUGGAAAAUGUCUGGUAAACCACGUCAUGCCCAACUUCAACAUGUAGUGCAAGAGGAAGACCCAAGGAAUAGAAGGCAGUCAGCUCCUUUAUUUAAUUCUCCUUAUCAGCAUCAUCCUAAACCUUUACCGCAAGAACCAUCACCUGUUGUUCAACAUAAUGUUUACCCUCCUCCCGUUAUGGGUGAACCAUUUACGCAAGCCCCUUUUCAUUUAACCACUCCUAUACAACAACAUCAUCGUCCGGUGUACGCGCAUAAUGAAAUGUAUCCACCCACAACACCGUAUAUGCCAGCAAAUGAAUUCGUACCACCUCCUUUAGUAGAUUAUCAGCAUUACCACCACCACCAACCAGAAUAUAUUCCUCCUCCUCCUCCUCAACAACAACCAUUGUAUAAUGAAUUUUCACCCCAAGAUUACCCUCCACAACCUUAUAAUGAAUAUCCUAUUGUAGAUUAUCCUCCACAACACCAACAUCAUCCCAUAGCAGACUAUUCUCCACAACAACAGCAUCGUCCAAUUGGAGAAUAUCCCCCGCAGCAGCCAUAUAAGGAAAUUCCACUUCAGGAUUAUCCAUCACAACAACCCAUCGUGUCAGAACAUGAUGCACCUGUUGCUAAGCCAGAGUUAAAGCCUCAGAAGAAAAAAGAUGCCAAGCCAGAGAAAAAAGUGCGUCAGAUUACAGUCCAGUCGAUAAAUAUAGAACAUCGAGUUUGGAUUGAUGUCUUGCCAGCGGAAACAGGCCUAUCAUUAGCUGAAAAGAUCCAUAUUAUCGCCACUUUUAGAACACGAAAAAUUGUUUCUAUCACUUCAGCAUCGGGAAGAAAGGUACCAUUGGACAACCGACCUGUGUUUGGAAGUUGGAUGGAUAUGGAGAAUUUUGUAGAUGGUGAGCGUUGGACCGUAGAAUGGAGAGAGAAUGACAGAGGCGUGGUCGAUAGAUUUAUGUCGAAAAUCGUUCAAAGUAAACGAAGAGAUUAA
This is a messenger RNA of Mucor mucedo, 1188 nucleotides long. RefSeq lists its product as uncharacterized. The coding region runs from base 1 to 1188 and encodes 395 amino acids. The transcript has 3 exons. The record is from RefSeq and is a predicted model, not a curated record. NCBI's taxonomy places the organism in Eukaryota, Fungi, Mucoromycota, Mucoromycetes, Mucorales, Mucoraceae.